This is a messenger RNA of Chanos chanos (milkfish), 988 nucleotides long. It is a transcript of the gene rab7b, whose product is annotated as RAB7b, member RAS oncogene family. Gene Ontology annotation, molecular function: GTP binding; GTPase activity. The transcript has 6 exons. The coding region runs from base 173 to 790 and encodes 205 amino acids. Gene Ontology annotation, cellular component: lysosome; late endosome; phagocytic vesicle. NCBI's taxonomy places the organism in Eukaryota, Metazoa, Chordata, Actinopteri, Gonorynchiformes, Chanidae. Gene Ontology annotation, biological process: endosome to lysosome transport; phagosome-lysosome fusion. The record is from RefSeq and is a predicted model, not a curated record.
GUAGCAGUGGAUGUGGCGCUUCGUAGUUAAGGAAGACUAAGCUUUAUUUUUGUUUUAAUAGAGAUCAGUUGUGCGAGACUCGUGAACUCUAUAGAAAGCAGAAACGGAUUUUUGUGCGUAACGUUGCUUUUCGUUUGGAAAGUGGAGAGGCGGAAGCUCUGAGCGAUACGUCAUGGCGUCUCGGAAAAAAGUCCUGCUGAAAGUGAUUAUCCUGGGAGACUCUGGAGUAGGGAAGACUUCUCUGAUGAACCAGUACGUGAACAAUAAAUUCAGUAACCAGUACAAGGCCACCAUUGGUGCGGAUUUCCUCACCAAAGAGGUGAUGGUGGAUGACCGACUUGUCACCAUGCAGAUUUGGGAUACAGCCGGUCAAGAGCGUUUCCAGUCUCUGGGCGUGGCUUUCUACCGUGGGGCAGACUGCUGUGUGCUGGUGUAUGACGUCACGGCACCAAACUCCUUUAAGACACUAGACAGCUGGAGAGAUGAGUUCCUGAUCCAAGCCAGCCCUCGUGACCCGGAAAACUUCCCCUUCGUUGUGCUGGGCAACAAGAUUGACCUGGAAAACAGACAGGUGACAACAAAACGCGCCCAAGCCUGGUGUCAGAGCAAAAAUAACAUUCCGUAUUUCGAGACCAGCGCCAAAGAGGCCAUUAAUGUGGACCAGGCCUUCCAAACCAUCGCACGCAAUGCACUCAAACAGGAGGCUGAGGUGGAGACGUAUGAUUUUCCGGAUCAGAUCAAACUCCGAGAUGACAGACCUCCCUCUUCCAGCGACGGCUGCAGCUGCUGAGAGACGGAGAGAGAGAGAGACAGACAGAGAGAGACGGAGAGAAAGAGAGAUGGAUGGAGUGAUGGAGGGAUGAGGGGCAGACAGAUGGUUGUGAUCUAAAUGAAGAGCCAGUCUUUCUGAAGUCAUCGUUGACUCCUUGCUAAUUAGGAAGUUUUUGUUUUUUUUCUUUGCCCCACUUCUUCUCAAGACGGUUUUUUU